Messenger RNA from Meriones unguiculatus (Mongolian gerbil), 4586 nucleotides. RefSeq names its product pleckstrin homology domain containing A4 (gene Plekha4). The record is from RefSeq and is a predicted model, not a curated record. The coding region runs from base 57 to 2129 and encodes 690 amino acids. The transcript is spliced from 17 exons. Lineage: Eukaryota; Metazoa; Chordata; Mammalia; Rodentia; Muridae.
UGCUCAGCCUCCAUCAGUAGAGACACAGCCUCUUUCUCUUUCUCCGAAAGCUGUCGAUGGAGCAGGUCCGACCCCGGAGCAGCCUCAGCCUGGCCAGCAGCGCCUCCACCAUUUCUUCGCUGAGCAGCCUGAGCAGCAAGAAGCCUACUCGUGCAGUACACAAGGUCCAUGCCUUCGGCAAAAGGAGCAAUGCUUUGCGGCGAGACCCCAACCUGCCCGUCCACAUCCGAGGCUGGCUGCAUAAGCAGGACAGCUCAGGCCUCCGGCUGUGGAAACGCCGUUGGUUCGUCCUCUCUGGCCAUUGCCUCUUCUACUACAAGGACAGCAGAGAGGAGAGUGUCCUGGGCAGUGUGCUGUUGCCCAGCUACAGUGUCAGGCCGGAUGGGCCGGGAGCCCCCCGAGGCCGGAGGUUCACCUUUACAGCGGAGCACCCAGGCAUGAGGACCUACGUCCUGGCCGCUGACACGCUGGAGGACCUGAGAGGUUGGCUUCGGGCUCUGGGAAGGGCCUCUCGUGCAGAGGGGGAUGACUGUGGACUAUCUGGGUCACCUGCACGUCCGCAGCCUGGGGAAGGGCCCGGGGGCCCGGGAGGGCCCCCAGAGGUGAGCAGAAGGGAAGAAGGUCGCGUCUCAGAAUCACCGGAAGUCGCUCGGCUCUCCAGAGGUCGUGGCAGACAGGGAAUGCACACUCCCAGCCCUACAGCUGGCCUGCACCCUGGCACCUGGAGUCGGCGGACCAGGAGCCCAGAGCUGUUCUCACCCCUGUCCCGCCCGCCCUCCCCUCUGAGCCUUCCGCGUCCCCGUUCUGCCCCGGUGCGGCGAUCCCCUGUCUCAGCAGGAGACAUUUCAGUUCCUGUCCGGCCUCACACUCCCUUGAGUCGCAUCGACGUCCGACCUCCUCUGGAUUGGGGACCUCAAAGACAGACCCUCUCCCGACCUGCCACUCCACGCCGAGCACCCUCCUCCGAAGGGGGCGGAGCACUGCCACCCAGGAGUCCCCAGCCCUGGAGAAAAGAGCCUAGAACGCAGUCUACCCAGGCCUCCUCUGGUUCAUCCACCUAUCUCCAGCUGCCUCCAAGACCCCCUGGGACCCGGGCCUCCAUGAUUUUGCUGCCAGGUCCCCCGGUGGACUCAACUUUGCAUCAGAGCUUGGAGACAGAUACUCUGCUGACCAAGCUGUGCGGGCAGGACCGGCUCCUGAGGCGACUACAGGAGGAUCUGGACAAGAGGCAGGAGGAGAAGGAGCAGCUGGAGGCAGCUUUGGAGCUGACCAGGCAGCAGCUGGGCCAAGCUACCAGGGAGGCUGCGGCUUCCGGGAAGGCCUGGGGUCGCCAGCGCCUCCUGCAGGACCGGCUGGUGAACGUGAGGGCUGCUCUGUGUCACCUGGCUCAGGAGCGAGAGCAGGUUUGGGACACAUACAGGAGCCUGGAACAGGACCUGGGCACCUUAAGAGAGACACUCGAGUACCUGCUGCACCUCGGGUCUCCGCAGGACCGUGCGUCUGCUCAGCAGCAGCUGUGGAUGGUGGAGGACACACUGGCAGGUCUAGGUGGCCCCCACAGACAGCCCCCACAUACUGAGCCCCAGUCUCCAUCCCCAGCACCCAAAGGAGAGGAGUCCUCGGAGCGAGAGAGUCUCCCGGAGUCACUGGAGCUGAGCUCCCCGCAGUCGGCUGAGGCGGACUGGGGCGGACCCCCAGGAGGCGACACAGCCCUCAGCAGCCCUCAGUCAGGUGUUGGGUCUCCAAGGGUCUCCCGGGCAUCCAGCCCUGAAUGUCGACAGCCGUCCCCGCCGCUGAGAACGAAGGCCCCGGUGGCGCGGCCCCGCAUGAGCGCUCAGGAGCAGCUAGAGCGCAUGCGUAGAAACCAAGCCUGUGGGCUCCCUCUCCCUCGCCCUGCCUCCCCGAGGCUCCUGACCCUAGGGAAGGCACUGUCCCCAGCCGGCCGCCAGCCUGAUGUGGAGCAAAGGGGUCUCAUCUAUUCCCCCCCUUUGUUUUGUGAUUUUUUUUUUGAGACAGGAUUUUUCUGCAUAGCCCCGGCUGUCCUGGACUCCCUUUGUAGGUCAGGCUGGCCUCUGCCUCCCAAAGUGCUGAGAUUACUGGUGUGCAACUCUGUGCCCGGCUGGCCUUGAACUCUUGAUCCUCCUGCCUCUCCUCCCUUGUGUCAGGGGCCACCAUGCUUGGUGUCUACUCUGCUGGGUCCUAGUGCCCUGUGCACAAUAGGCAAGCAGUCUAUUGAUCAGCCACACCCCAGUCCCUCCCACCUUUCUAAAACGGAAAUACUUCCCACUCCCUGUUGCAAAAUAAGUCAUCCCCCCUGUUCUUGCUCCUCCUACAGUUAGGGGCAGACUUAGGCAAGAAGGCGCCAUGGGGGAACCUUCUCCUGGGGACAUGCAGCACAGAUACAGGCGUAGUGACCCCGGAAAGAACCCACAACAGACUCCAGUGCCAAAGUCAGCUUGGUGAAACAGUGAGGUUUUGUGGGGUUACUUGCAGGAGUGUGUGUGAGAGGUUACUUCCAGGCAAGGGUGACCUAAAGUACCUCCAUCAGCAGAAGCCCUCCCCCCGGUGAGAAAGCUGCUGUGGUGGAGCUGUGCGCAGAGCUUGCAGCGGCUUAGCAGGUCUGGAGCUCUCUCUGGCUCGCCGGCCAGAGUCCCUGCUUCCAGCUGUGCUGGCUGUUUCCAGUAGUUCAGCGGUGGAAGUUCCCAUAACUCAGCAAGUUUCAGCUUCCCCAGACGCCUGAGGUUUGCUCAUCUCCGUCUCAGGAUUCUCCCCUCUCCUGCGAGGAAUGUUUUGGUUCAGAGGAAACUGCUGGGAAGCCAGAGGGAACAGCUGUCCCUCUGCAGUUUCUGUGUUGGAACUGUGACAGGAAAGAGGCCGUGCAGCCCGAGCUCCUUCAUGGACGUGCUAUGCCCAGUGAGGUCACAUGAUCUGAGGGAGAGCGGGCAGAGGCAGACUUGAGUAUUAUGUGUAUAUAUUUCCUAGCCAUGUCCACUUCUCCAGCCAGGCCCUGCUUCCUAAGAGCACAACUAGCUGUAAACCCCUGUAAUGACAGAAGACUACCUAGUCCUAAAGAACGCUGACAUACAAUCCCAUCGAUGAAGAUUACAGUGAAGGAGGCCGUGAGGCGGGGUGGGGGAGCAUCGACAGAAACAGUACUGGAUACGGAGACCUAAACGCGAUGGUGCCUUAGAGGGGAAGGUGCCUUAGUGUGGAAGAAGCUGGGCCCCGGGGUGCGCGCCUGUAAUCCCAGCACUCUGGGAGGCAGGGACAGUCGGAUCUCUGUGAGUUCGAGGCCAGCCUGAUCUACAGAGCGAGUCCAGGACAGCCAAGGCUACACAGAGAAACCAAGCAAGUAAAGAAACAAAAGUGUGAAAGGGAGAGGCGCCCUGAGAGGUGGAAGGAUGAGCUCUCCCGAGAGCAGCCUUCAGCGCCUCCCCAGCCGGUCCCCUCAGGCUCUUCCCCAGCAGAGCAAAGGUCUGCCAUUUGACGGCUGUGGAGAGGCUAGGCAAAGUUCCAGCUCCUGUGAUUUAGUUCCCUGUCCCUGUGUGACAGGACGCACGGAGGAGCCAGGUGCCACGGAUUGUAAGCUGUCAAGUCACAGCACUGGCUACUUAGGUCAGAACACAGGCCUGUGUUCUGCCAUUCAUCUGUGGAUCAGUUCAUUGGGCAGAGGAACACUCUCAUGGUCAGCCACCUCUGAACAGCACCAACGGCUGGCAUGUAAACCUUUAGGGACAGUCAUAUCCAAAUCACAGAAGCUUCGGUAGGGAAGGAUUAGACCCACCAUAGGUGUGGCUGUGAUUUCAUAACCCUGAUGUUCUCCAAGAGGACAGGUGAUUGCAAAUAUCAUGUCUUUGGCCUCAUUUUACUGUGAGGCCGCCCCAUAAAAAUAAGAAGUGGGACCUUGUGUGAGCCCCGGAGAGCUGCUGCACAGCUCCCCCCAGGAGAGAGAGACAGGAGGGUCAGGAGUUCAAGGCCAUCUCAUCUAUAUAACAAGUUGGAGGUUACUCUGAACCUUAUGAGAGCCUGUCUGGGAAAGGUGGGGGAGCCUGGGGAGAUGGCCCGGUGGUUGACCUGUGUGAAGCCUGGGCCAGCAGUCAAUGCCUGUAAGCCCCGUGGGAAGUGGAGACAGGACUCCGGAAGCUCGUGGGUCAGCUAGUCUGCCCGACUUGCCGAGGUUCUAGGCCAAUGAGAGAUCUUAUCUCAGCCAAAGGGGGAAGGUCAGAGGAGGGGCACCAGGUUGUCUGCAUGUGGGUGGGGGGAGGAGGGGGCUGAGGAGAAAAGGAGGGAGAGGUGAGAAAGGAGGGAGAGAAAGCAAGGGCAACUCAAAGAAUUCUGUCUUUUUGUUCUCCUUUCCCUUUCUCCCCCCUUCCUUUUUUAUCUUGCCCUCUCCCCUCCCCUCGACUCCUCUUCCCAACUCUGCUCUCCUCUCUUCUUUCCAUUUGGACACAAUCUCAUCCUGUACUCAGACCAGGCUGGCUUUGAACUUGUGACCAUUCUCCAAGGCAAGACUUCUAACCACUGAUUCCUUUCCAGCCUAUUGUAGGAGCUUCGAAAUGGCUCAGGAGUUCUGGGUCCUGGAGUAG